Schistocerca serialis cubense is the source of this 5092-nucleotide messenger RNA. RefSeq lists its product as uncharacterized. The transcript is spliced from 7 exons. NCBI's taxonomy places the organism in Eukaryota, Metazoa, Arthropoda, Insecta, Orthoptera, Acrididae. The record is from RefSeq and is a predicted model, not a curated record. Bases 203 to 721 code for a protein of 172 amino acids.
GCAAGUACAGUAAUGGUACACAGCAAGAAUGUCUUUGGCUCACGUCAAAACUGACAAUGAAAGAUUUGUUGUAGUCUGUUGUUAAGGUUUAGUGUAGCAGUGUUUGGGGAUGUUGUAUUGAUUGUUAAAAGUUUUGUAUGUGUAGGCCUUCGUAUUUCGAGACUGAAAUACAUGUAUUAAUUAAGUUGGGUUCAAAUUUUUCAUGUGUGUUUGGAUUAGCGCUAAUAUGAAUUACCAGCACAUUAUUAAUCAGUGUGAUGACAAUGGUGUAGAAGACAGCCUGUGGGAUUAUCUACCAGUUGAGCCUGUUGUGAAGGUGGAGGCAUUGGAUGAUGACGAUACUAGUGACGAUGAAAUAGUGCCAAGUGCUAUAGUGGAGCCCAUCCUGCUGAAACCUGAUUCAGCUGAGGAUGAAGAAAUUGUACUGGACUUGAAACCAGAGCCUUAUUUGGACAAUCAUACAGGAAGGAUGCAUAUGGAGCCAUACAGCAGCCAUGAUCAAUCUUGGUCAUCUGACAUGGCGAGAAGAACAAUUCAAGAACUAAAUUUGCGUGCAGCAGACUCAAAAUUGGCUGCUGUUCAGGCACGUAGGCGAGCCCAACGGCUCCUGGGCCCAGCUGGUAUCCAUAAGAUACGCAGUUACAUGGUGGCAUUUCAGCAUCAGCGAUAUACGGCAAAAUAUGGGUUUUAUUCAGCGAAGUAUGGGCUUCGCCAAAUGUGAGCAUUUUGUAGUGCUCUAUGGCGAGGGAUAUAUUCUGCACAGGGGAAAACAAUUCACACUUGAUAUUUAUCCUUUGCUCCAAAGAUAAGAUGCGGAGAGUCUGAAAAUCAAUGUAGGACUGAUAGUAAAAUGAAAAAAAGCUGACAUGAACUUGACACUUUCACCAUUAGAAGAUUUUUCCGUAGGAGUGAAGCGAAAAGGGAGUGAAACUUUAAAAAGAUGGAAUAUAGAGAGUACUACAUCAGUCAUUCUUAACCCUUGUCAGAGGUACUGAAAAAAAAAAAAAAGAAAAAAAAAUGUUUGAAGAGAAGAACUGACAAUAAAAUGUGAGAGGCAAAAUAGCAGCUUUGAAGUUGUGGAAGUGGUGGAAAAAGCAUUUGUAAGUGAAUAAAAUUAACAAAAGUUGCUAGGCAAGAAGUCACAAACAGACAAAGUGUGUGUAAAUGGGGCAGUUAAGAAUUAACAUGGCAAAUAUGUAUUUUAUGUCCAGCCCUGGAAUCAGAAAGGGAUGAAAACAGAAGGUAGGAAGAGGAGAAGGGUUAGUAUAAAUUAAGGUGUGGCCUGAGUACCAUAACCACACCAUAUGAGUAUAUAAUGUAGGCGUCUUGUACCCAGUAACUUUUAUAUAUUAAAAAAAGUAGCCUGACUAGUAAGCAGACUAUAGUUCAUCUUCUAAAUUUUCUGUGAUGUGUUAGUGUAAUUUGGAAAAGUCCAUUUGCUUUGAAGAAUACAGCACAGUAAAGAUACUAAUUUGUAACACAGCUGUGAAUGAAUUCCAAGAUUGGUUCCACUAUCUGCACUUGUGGCAAACAUGACAUAAAUUUGUAACACAGCUGUGAGUGAAUUCCAAGAUUGGUUCUACUGUUUGUGCUCGUGGCAAACUGACAUAAACAGUAUUCAGUACCAUUCAUGAAAUGGUAAUCACUAUUGCAUGGUUAACAUUAUUUUUUGUUUAAAAUUUGCUUUUGACAACAUGUCUGAUUGCUAACUCCUUUUUCCACGAUAACCUGCAGUAGUUGAUGUGGAUAUAAUAUAUAUAUCGACCAGUGGUAUUGUGCCUCGUAUCUACUUCAUUCAAAUCUUGUUUUGAUUACUGGUCGCACCAGGUAUGUUGUGCUUCCCAUGAACUAUCCUUCAAGUUGUGUAAUUAAAGGUUGAGGAAAUAGACAUUUAAAACUGCUUCUUCAAAUUACUGUUGCACCUGAUUAAAUUUACACUGAUGAGCCAUAACAUAAUGAUACCCUGUGUAAUAGCAUGUUAGUCCACUUUCCAAAUACAGCACAGCAGUGAAUCUGCAAGUCCUUGAUAGCUUUCUAAAAGUAUGUAGCUUUCUAGAAGUACGUCACACCAGAUGUCCACUGACAGAUCACUAAAUUCCCACAAAUCAUGAGGUGGUGGUUUGUGGGCACAAAAUCGGCACCCAAUAAGUGUUCCAGUGGGUACGGAUCGGGCAUUUUCUGAUGAAGAUAUCAGUGUGAUUUCACUAUGAUGCUCCUCAAAUAGCUGCAGCAUGAUUCUGGCCUUGUGUCGUGGAAAGUUAUCUGCUGGAAGAGGUCAUUGCCAUCAGAGAAGACUUCAACAAUGAAGAGAUGCAGGUGGUCAGCAGUCAUGUUCACAUGGUUCACUGCUGUCAUAGUGUGUUUGAGUACUACCAUACGUCCUAUAGGAGCCCAACUCUAUACAGCCUAUAGCACAAUUCUGCCCUCACCGGCUUGAACCUGUGGUGCAGUGCACAUUUCAAGCAGCCAUCCACCUGGACUAUGGGGUGUAAGGACUCAACCAUCGACCUGGUGUAACAGGUUUUUGUUCAUUCCACGGACAAUACAUUUCUAUUGAUCUACAGUGAAAACUCAGUGAUGCUGUGCCCACUGCAGUUGUAACUCACAAUGUUAUUAGGUCAGCACAAGAACAUGGGGUUGUGUGAUAGAGCUCCACAUUCAGCAGUGGCCUUUGAAUGGUCUGCUCCCAAACACUUGUGCCUGGUUCAGCAUUGUCCUCUGUCGUCAGAUCAGCCACAUAGUGCUGCCUGUCUGGAUUACAUACUGGGGUAUCCUCCAACCUCUACAUUUUGUGAUGAGAUGCGGCCUUCCAGUAGCAUACAGCUUAUGCGUUAUUCCACCAUCCUUCAACUACUUCCAUAGGUGCUCAUGACAGUGGCACGCGAACAGGUGACCAGAUUUGGUGUUUCAAAAAUUCUCGUUUCCAGCCGCAGUGCCACAACAAUGUGCCAUUUGUCAAAACCACUUGCAUCAGUGGAUUUUCGCAUUUGCAGCCUGGUAUCUUCGCUAUAAUGACUGCCCAUUCAUCUCCCAUCCACUUACAUUCUUUCCUUACUGCAUCCUGUGCCUGCAACACCACCAGGAGGCAUUCAAACAUGUGAGGGCAGUUGUCAUAUUGUUUUGAUUCAUGAUUGUAUUAUCAGUAGUGACGUACAGUAGUUUAAACAACUUCAGUUAUACUUCUUGAGAAUUAGGAGGCACAACAUAACUGACUGUUACAUGCUUGAGCUCUAGUAGCAAAGCAUAAAUCUUCCAAAGUUUUUCUUACACAGAUUUGUACGCAGUUAAUGAUAAUGGUAAUAGAUCACUCUUGCAGUGCCAUUUUUUCUCAUUGUUUUUGGAGAGAACAUAAUUUUAAAUUAAAUUGUUGAACUGUUUAAAACUUUCAGUAAAAUUUCUUCUGUUAAGGACCUCAUGCUACAAUAAUGUAUGAAGUAUAUAAUUAAAACAGACUUCAAGAGAGAGAAAAAUUUGAAUGAGGAUUUUUAAAGAAAAAGUGAUACAUAUUUGACUACAGUUCUGUUGAGACAUUCAGAACGUCUAUUCUUAAAAUCUUUAUUGUGUUUAAAAACUGUGUACUAAGUUUAGUGAUACAGCAAGAGAGUGUUACUGUUUGCUUCAUAAUUUGGAAGAUAUUGGCAGUGAAAGUAACUUGUGCAAAAAGUCCUCAACUCAUGCCACAUUUUGUGUCAUUAAACUUUUUCAGAUAUACAGAAAAUAAGAUAAAAUAAGUUGAGCAGUCAAAUGAAAACCAAACACCCACCAUGAGAUUGUUUGUGCUGCAGGUGGCCCUACUGUUGAUUAUUUUGACAUUGUCAUUGCUAUGGUUGGGGUACAGCAUUGUAUUACAUCAUUGGUUCAUGCAGUUGUUGGGUUACGAUCUUGGUUGUUGGUGGACUGAGCAAUUGUGUUCAUCCAGUUAUUGACAUUGAGAUGAGCCAAGAAGAGCAGACACACAUGGUCAGUUUUCAGGUGGCUGAGGGUGCUGGAGUAUGUGAAAUUCAUCGUCACAUGUCUACUGUGUGUGGUGAACACUGCAUAUCCCUGCCGUGUUCACGAGUGAUGUAAGAAGAGGUUCCAGGAAUGGUGCACAUCACUGCAAGAUGAUUGGCAGGCCCUCUGAGCCAUUAUGCCUGAUGUGUUGGAGUAGAUUGAUGGCCUUAUCAUCCAGGGAGACACACGAAUCCCGGAUGAAAUUCAUAUUCUCAUUGUCAUUAGCCAUCGCUCCUUGUAUGCUAUUUCCAAAGACCACUUGCAGUACUGCAAAAUUUGUGCACAAUAGAUGCUACAUCACCUGACAGAGGGACAAAAGAUCGACAGAAUAGCAUCAAGUCUGAGUCAUCUGCUAAGGUGCCAUGAGGUGAGGCAUGUGUUCCUGUCCUGUAUCAUCACAGGAGAUGAAGCAUGGGGCCACCAUUACGAGCCCCAAGGCAAGUGGCAAAGCCAACAGCGGAAACAUCCAACAUAUCCCCCGCCCUCAGAAGUCCAAAGAUGUACACACAAGUUCAAUUAAGGUCAUGAUGAUCUCCUCCUUUGAUAGCAGGGGCCCUCAGUGUGCAGUGUGCAGCCCUGUCAAGACACUUUGCAGAAACUGUGACACACCGUAAGUCAAAAUGCAGAAAAAUGCUGUUAGACGGAAUCAUCCUGUUUCACGAUAAUGCACUGCCAGUCAGAUGAAGGCUACACUUAAGUGAUUUGGUUGUGAAACACUGCAAUAUCAUCCAUACAGCCUGGAUUUUUCACCAUGUGAUUUUCACAUCUUUGAUGUCCUGAAGAAAGAUGUGUGGAUGUUGGUUUCAAUUGGGUGAGGAAGUGCAAGAGUGGGUAUGGUUAAGGAUCCAUCAGUAGCCAACAACAUUCCGUGAAACAAGGAUUUGACAGUCUCAUCUCCCAGUGGGAUAAAUGUCUGAAUGAGUGUGGUUGGAAUGGAACCAGUCCAUGGUUCCAUUGUGAUGGGUGUUCAGUUUUCAUUUGACUGCCCCUCACACAGCAGUUUCCUACAGUGAAAUCUGUAAUUCACUAAAUGUUUCCGUAGUUGAAUUUGUUUUUUGUACUCAUUGUCACCUGAAGAAUAAAAGGACAGUAAUCAUCA